Molecule: messenger RNA, 1825 nt
Organism: Sitophilus oryzae (rice weevil)
Lineage: Eukaryota; Metazoa; Arthropoda; Insecta; Coleoptera; Curculionidae
Gene: PheRS-m
Product: probable phenylalanine--tRNA ligase, mitochondrial
Exons: 2
Coding region: 93-1379 (428 amino acids)
Biological process (GO): phenylalanyl-tRNA aminoacylation
Cellular component (GO): cytoplasm; mitochondrion
Molecular function (GO): tRNA binding; phenylalanine-tRNA ligase activity; ATP binding
Source: RefSeq, a predicted model, not a curated record
UAUGGAUUAUUGGAUUGUAUUGAUUGACGUAACUCCAACUUAACCUAAGAUUUUUGGUUUAAAAAAUGUCUAUUAUAAAACUUUAGCUAAUAAUGGUUUAUUUAAAAUAUAUAAACGGUGUCCUUUAUAGACGAUUCUCUUCUGCUGUCAAACCUUUGAAGAAAGACAUAAUUGUAUCAGGAAAUCCCUACAUUACAGACGAUUACACAAAUGUAACCGAUCGUAUUCUAUCACACGUAGGAAAAAACUUACAUUUGCAACAGUAUCACCCCCUAAAUCUAGUCUAUCAACGUAUAGUAAACUAUUUUUACCAAUCCUUCCUGAAUGCCAGAAGAAACCCCAUUUUUUCAGUGUAUGACAACCUUGCACCAGUAGUUAGUGUAAAUCAAAACUUUGAUAGUCUGUUAAUACCAACAGAUCAUGUUUCUAGAUCAAAAAGCGACUGUUAUUACGUGAACAGAAAUUAUCUUUUAAGGGCCCAUAUGACAGCACACCAAUCUGAGCUAUUAACAGCAGGAUUAAACAAUUUUUUGAUGGUUGGUGAUGUUUACAGGAGAGAUGAAAUCGAUCGAACUCACUAUCCAGUUUUCCAUCAAGUUGACGCUGUUAGAUUGAAAACUAGGGAUGAAAUAUUCCCGAACGAUAAUAAAUUACAAAUCUUUGAAAAGGAUGGUAAUACAGAGUCUUUUGGCGGUCAGGAAAAACAAUCUUGUCAUACAUUAGAAGCAGUUAAACUUAUGGAGCAUGAGCUGAAAACAACUUUAGAGGGACUAGCCAGUCAUUUGUUUGGAAAUGUAAAAUUCCGAUGGGUUGAUACGUAUUUUCCUUUCACACAACCCUCAUGGGAGCUGGAAGUUUUCUAUGAAAACGAAUGGUUAGAAGUGUUAGGCUGUGGCAUAAUGCGUCAGCCGAUUCUCACAAACUCUGGAGUUAAAGACCGCAUUGGAUGGGCAUUUGGAUUAGGUUUAGAGCGUGUUGCAAUGUGUUUAUAUAAAAUAACCGAUAUCCGUACAUUUUGGUCGCAAGACUCAGGAUUUUUGAGUCAGUUCAAAACAAAUGACAUUAACAAAACUAUUAUUUACAAACCGAUCAGCCAGUAUCCUCCCUGUAAGUGUGAUGUGAGUUUUUGGUUGCCAGAAAACGCAGAAUACUCUAGUAAUGACUUUUAUGACAUUGUGAGAAGUGUAGGUGGUGAAAUAGUCGAGCAAGUACAGCUUAUUGAUAAUUUUACACAUCCAAAGACAAAAAAAACUAGUCACUGUUACCGGAUAGUUUAUAGACAUAUGGAAAAGACUUUGAUACAAGAGGAAGUGAAUAAAGUGCAUCAAAAAAUAGCCGAUGCGGCGUCUUUGAAUUUGGGUGUUACAUUAAGGCAAUAAAGAAUUUUUAUCAUAUAUAGAGUUUUUUAUAUUUAUUGUGUUACAACUUAAUACAAGAAGGCUUAUUAGAAGUGACAGAACAUCAUUAAAGUCAAAAAUAUUGAUCAAACAAUUUUAUUGAUCCAAAAACUUCAUUAUUCACUAAACAUAUUGCAACUCUCUAUAGUUUAAUUAUGUCUAAUUUUAAAAAAGAGUUAGAUAAACUCUUUAACGAUCUGAAAUCAGAUUUAGAUGCUGAUAAAAAGUACUGGCUGAGAAAUGAUGCAAAACUGAGAGCAGUGAUUACUUCUAAAUCUUAUGAUGAAUUUCGAGAUAUUGUCGAUGCAGCACAUCUAAAGGGGUUAUCAAAAAAAGAUUGUAAAAACAAACCUCACACUAGCUGGAAUAAGAUGGCUCAAUAAUAACAUAAUUCAAAAAACAAUAUUGUGAAAAAUAAAACUUCGUUU